CACAGCCCUCUCCUCUCGCCCCUCCGCUCCCCUCUCCCCCGACACAUCUUCGCGUCUGCCCGGCCGUCCGUCCCCGGCGCCGGCGAGCCCUGGGCCGCCCAUGAUGGGCUCCGUGCUCCCGGCGGAGGCCCUGGUGCUCAAGACGGGGCUGAAGGGUCCGGGGCUGGCGCUGGCCGAGGUCAUCACCUCCGACAUCCUGCACAGCUUCCUGUACGGCCGCUGGCGCAACGUGCUGGGCGAGCAGCUCUUCGAGGACAAGAGCCACCACGCCAGCCCCAAGACGGCCUUCACCGCCGAGGUCCUGGCGCAGUCCUUCUCGGGCGAGGUGCAGAAGCUGUCCAGCCUGGUGCUGCCAGCGGAGGUGAUCAUCGCGCAGAGCUCCAUCCCUGGCGAGGGCCUCGGCAUCUUCUCCAAGACGUGGAUCAAGGCUGGCACCGAGAUGGGCCCCUUCACCGGCCGCCUCAUCGCCCCGGAGCACGUAGACAUCUGCAAGAACAACAACCUCAUGUGGGAGGUGUUCAAUGAGGAUGGCACAGUGCGCUACUUUAUCGAUGCCAGCCAGGAGGACCACCGCAGCUGGAUGACCUACAUCAAAUGCGCACGCAACGAGCAGGAGCAGAACCUGGAGGUCGUCCAGAUUGGCACCAGCAUCUUCUACAAGGCCAUCGAGAUGAUCCCUCCUGACCAGGAGCUGCUGGUGUGGUACGGGAACUCGCACAACACCUUCCUGGGGAUCCCCGGAGUGCCCGGGCUGGAGGAGGAGCAGAAAAAGAACAAGCACGAGGACUUCCACCCGGCGGACUCGGCGGCGGGCACCGCGGGCCGCAUGCGCUGCGUCAUCUGCCACCGCGGCUUCAACUCGCGCAGCAACCUGCGCUCGCACAUGCGCAUCCACACGCUGGACAAGCCGUUCGUGUGCCGCUUCUGCAACCGCCGCUUCAGCCAGUCGUCCACGCUGCGGAACCACGUGCGCCUGCACACGGGCGAGCGCCCCUACAAGUGCCAGGUGUGCCAGAGCGCCUACUCGCAGCUGGCCGGCCUGCGUGCCCACCAGAAGAGCGCGCGCCACCGGCCGCCCAGCGCCGCGCUGCAGGCGCACUCGCCCGCCCUGCCCGCGCCGCACCCGCACGCGCCCGCGCUCGCCGCCGCCGCCGCCGCGCACCACCUGCCGGCCAUGGUGCUGUGAGCGCCGCCCGCACCCGCCCGCGCCCCCACCUGCCGGCCAUGGUGCUGUGAGCGCCGCCCGCACCCGCCCGCGCCCCCACCUGCCGGCCGUGGUGCUGUGAGCGCCGCCCGCACCCGCCCGCGCCCCCACCUGCCGGCCGUGGUGCUGUGAGCGCCGCCCGCGCCCCCACCUGCCGGCCAUGGUGCUGUGAGCGCCGCCCGCACCCGCCCGCGCCCCACCUGCCGGCCGUGGUGCCCGCCCCCGCCUUCCCGCCUGCAGCGCCCCCCGCGCCCGGCUGCGGGCCCUUCGGACUGAAUCUCCGGGCCGGAAGCGGCCGGGGGACCCCGCAGUGUCGGUGCGCGACAACAGUGAGCCCCGGGCGUACACUUUUCGCCCGUUUUUCAGAUGAGGACCCUGGGGACGACGUUCCUUUCCCGGGGCCACCCAUUGGUUGCAGCUUCUCGGCCGCCUCCCGUUGGGGUGGGUGGUCCCCAAGCCCUAACUCCCCAAUGUCCCUCCUCCUAUCGAGCCGGGCGUCCAAGCUGGCAUCCCCCUCGUGGGUGGCAGGAGAAGGGACUGCAGGUCUCCGAGGGCCCCAAGCGGGGAAAGGACCUCCAACUCCCCCCUCCCCCCCCCCAGAACGGUGUGCUGGCAAUGGAAGGAGAGCGACCCCCCUGUCCCAGUGUGGCCUGGCGUUCGCCCACCUGUCUCCCCAUCCUGCCUCUUGGGGCUGUUGUCCCCAGUGUCCGCAGUCACUUGAGAGCGUGGCAGCCCGAAGAGGCGCACAGAGACCCGCACUGCCCUUGCGGGGGGCGGGUCACUUUUAGGCCACCUUCCUUCUCCAACCCCUACGCGGCUCCCAGAGGAUGGGUGAGGCACGAGUACUUUGCUGUGCGGAGGGUGCAGGUAAACGGAAAUCCACUGUGGGACCCGGGAAAGACUCUGCCCCUCUUUGGGCCUCAGUUUCCCCUUCCUCCAUUUAUAAAAUGAGAGACUUGGGCCGAGGCCCCCUCCCCUUCAGCUCUGACAUCAUGGUUGGGAAAGGGAAGUUUUCCUGCCCGUCCUCGCCACACUCCAGCAGGAGGAGGGACAGACUGGCUGUCUGUGCGGAGUGGGGGUGUGCGUGGGGUGGGGGUCCACCCUGCUGCCCACGCUCUCCCUUGCUCUUUCCCAAGUUUCCCCGAGUUCGGCCCUGAGCGCCCUCUGGUGUCAUCUCUCCCACCUUCCAGGCAUUUACCAGUAUUUCCGUAGGGCGUUUUGUAAGAUAAAGAAACUAUAAUAAUAUUAAUGAAAAGUAUAAAAUGUAUAGAGUUUUCAAGAAACUGUGUUCUACUUCCAGAAAAUGGUCACUUUAACUUUGUAAAUAUUUACCUAAAAUGAUAUUUACAAAAACUGUGGUAUAUAUUGAUUGUAUAUGUAUAACUGUAAAUACAUUUGUACCUCUCUUGUAUUCUAAAAUAAAAAUUACUUGGAGCAUU
Myotis daubentonii (Daubenton's bat) is the source of this 2643-nucleotide messenger RNA. It is a transcript of the gene PRDM12, whose product is annotated as PR/SET domain 12. Lineage: Eukaryota; Metazoa; Chordata; Mammalia; Chiroptera; Vespertilionidae. The record is from RefSeq and is a predicted model, not a curated record. Gene Ontology annotation, cellular component: nucleus. Gene Ontology annotation, molecular function: histone methyltransferase binding. Gene Ontology annotation, biological process: neurogenesis; regulation of gene expression.